UUGGAUGUUUGAUGAUUAUGCUGAAUUGAGGCCAUUGAAGGAAGUUGCUCAGUUACUGGCUCAGUACUCGAACUGGGGUCCGUUGUAUGAUGUUGAGCAGUUGGGUAAAAAUAACGUACCGGUUGCAGGAGCGAGGAUAUGUAAGUAG
This is a messenger RNA of Paraglomus brasilianum, 148 nucleotides long. Lineage: Eukaryota; Fungi; Glomeromycota; Glomeromycetes; Paraglomerales; Paraglomeraceae. The record is from the annotation of a GenBank genome assembly.